Messenger RNA from Austrofundulus limnaeus, 2465 nucleotides. RefSeq names its product T-box transcription factor 22 (gene tbx22). Gene Ontology annotation, biological process: regulation of transcription by RNA polymerase II; positive regulation of DNA-templated transcription; cell fate specification. Gene Ontology annotation, molecular function: DNA-binding transcription factor activity, RNA polymerase II-specific; RNA polymerase II cis-regulatory region sequence-specific DNA binding. The transcript is spliced from 8 exons. The record is from RefSeq and is a predicted model, not a curated record. Bases 478 to 2028 code for a protein of 516 amino acids. Gene Ontology annotation, cellular component: chromatin; nucleus. Lineage: Eukaryota; Metazoa; Chordata; Actinopteri; Cyprinodontiformes; Rivulidae.
UCUUUUCAGUCAGAUUUGGUUUAAACUCCGACAGCCCAGCUGGGAUGGAUAUUUUUUGCAGCGCAGGCCCGUGUGCGCAGGAAUGCGCGCCUCCUUCUCGGUGACGCGCACAGGGGAGCCCGGAGGAUCCAGCAGCGUGAAGGAAGAGAGGGGCAGGAAGGGGAGACGGUGGCAUCAUCGAGGCAAGACGGAGAAUGGGGGCAGGUUUGUGAGGUGGAGAGGCGUGCCAGUAAUUAAAGUUUUUUUUUUCUUUUCUUUCGGUGGUGGUGUGGUGAACGGAAGCGCGAGCCUCAGAGAACACGUGAACACGCACCCGAUCGGAUUUUUUACGCAGCGUCACGGAGCCGCUGCGAGAGAACGGGGGCUUCUCUGAGCCGCUGUUUGUUCUUGGUUCGGACUCAGCUGGGACCCGUGAGGGAACUCUGCGCGGGAUUUGGUUCGAGCUCCAAAUUCGGUUUGGGAGAAUCCUGGCGCAGGAUGCAGGGUCUGAGCUCGCGGGCUCAUGCUUUCUCUGUGGAGGCGCUGGUGGGGAAGCCCUGCAAGAGGAUGAGGGUGCUGGAGAGUUCAGGAGGCGACGGGAGCGACAUCAGCGGUGAGAGGCGAGGACCGGGGAGGCUGCUGGACCUGAGCCAGAACGUCUCCGAGAAUUUUACGCACAGUUUUACGCGCGGUGAAUAUCCCAGCAGUCAGCUGAAGGAGGCAGGUGGAUCCACGCCUUUCAGAGACCCGCAGACCGACAGAUCUGAGACCGAGGAGGACUCCGAGCCGGCCUGCGGGGAGAGGAAGCCUGUGGAGAGCGACUGCAGGCCGGACAGAGAGGUCCGAGUGGAGCUGCAGGGCUCCGAGCUGUGGAAGAGGUUCUAUGAGAUCGGAACAGAGAUGAUCAUCACUAAAGCUGGCAGGAGAAUGUUUCCUUCUGUGCGCGUCAAAGUGCGCAACCUGGACCCCUGCCAACAGUAUUAUGUGGCGAUGGACGUGAUGCCUGUGGACUCCAAGCGCUACAGGUAUGUGUACCACAGCUCGCAGUGGAUGGUGGCGGGAAACACGGACCACUCCUGCAUUUCACCGCGGCUCUAUGUGCACCCGGACUCGCCGUGUGCGGGGGAGACCUGGAUGCGUCAGGUGAUCAGCUUCGACCGCGUCAAACUCACCAACAACGAGAUGGACGACAAGGGACAUAUUAUUCUUCAGUCGAUGCAUAAAUACAAGCCCCGGGUGCACAUCAUCCGACACGACCCGCGGGUGGACUUGUCUCAGAUCCAGUCGCUGCCGGCUGAAGGAGUCCACAGCUUCUCCUUCCCAGAGACGGAGUUUACCACUGUCACAGCCUACCAGAACCAGCAGAUCACAAAACUGAAGAUCGACAGGAACCCCUUCGCCAAGGGCUUCAGGGAUCCAGGCAGGAACAGGGGUGUACUGGAUGGCCUGCUGGACUCGUAUCCCUGGAAAGGUCCGCUCACCCUGGACUUUAAGCCCUUCACCAUACAGCUCCAAGGAAGCUCAGGGUCCAGCAGCAUGAAGAACCUCCUUCCUUUCUCCUCCUCCUCAUCUCUUCUGCCUCUCACUGCGCUCUCAUGUCCGGACGCCGCUCUCCACACCCUCGCCCUCCCCUUCUGUGAGAAGACGUCUCCUCUGUCCUCCUCCAUGGCGGCGCUGCCUGGCCGAACCUUCUCCUCCCUGGGAGCGGACAGAUUGAGAGGCCUCCCGUCGCUGCCUCCGCUAACGGACCUCCCGCUCCUGUCUGUGCUGCAGGGGAAGAAACUCCCUCACUGCAGGGACCCGUGUCCUCAGGGUUCUCCCGGGAGUUCCCCCUGCCUGAUCCCCCUUCACAGUCCCCUCAGCCCCCAGGGCUCCCCUCUCCUCCCUCCUUUUGCCGACGUCACAGGCCCCUACUGUCUGUACAGCUACAGCUUCCCCCUGAGCCCCCAACUCACAGCGGUUUCCCGACACGCCAAACUGUCCGAGGACACCACAGACUGUCUGCUGCGCCAGUCUGCGUGGCACUCGACCCCCAACUGCUGCCUCUGACAGCUGGACCGCACUCCACAACUCACUGCACAGAAGAAGCCAAAGUUCGUUGUUGAGGGGUACUUUUCCACUCAUUGAAGUCUCAACAGGAAAUGUGACUGUGGGGGAAAAAUUUUCUAUGUAAUAGUUUUGUACAAUCUGGACGUACCAGCGAAAAGAGCGAAAAGUAUAAAAAUAAUUCUUAACGUUUCUCUUCAGACUGGAUAUAGAGCUUUAUUUUGGACUCAAACUGUGUAUUCUGUAUUAAAAAAUAAUGCUUCAACUUUUACCAAAGAUCAUCAGCAAUAAGACAAGAACUAUGAAGAAAUAAUCACUGUUAAAAUGACCACAAGUGCCCAUUAAAGUAUAUUUUCAGCUGUUGUUCAUGUCAGAUAGGUUCAAAAAGUUAUUUUCCAUGCAUACAUACCAUAUGUAUAAAUAAAGUGUUUUUUAUUUUA